This is a messenger RNA of Dimorphilus gyrociliatus, 516 nucleotides long. NCBI's taxonomy places the organism in Eukaryota, Metazoa, Annelida, Polychaeta, Dinophilidae. The record is from the annotation of a GenBank genome assembly.
AAUUUAGUGAUAACCGAAAUUUAAGCAUACAGUUCUUCAAAUCUGUCGUCUCUAUAUUUACAGAAAAUGGACCAGCCUCUAAAAUCCAAGCCAGUAUUAGGUUUCUUUAGUGAAUGCGAUGAUUUAAAUAGUCAGAGUUCGUCUGAUGAUGAAAAUCAAUCGACAACUUCUGUGAAACAAAUUGACAUAGAGAAAAAGAAGGGUAACGAUAAUAGGCUUCCCCCACCGACUGAGCUCUUCUCUAAUGUUAAAGCACCUUCAUUCUUAAGAGAAUCAGCUAAGAAAUCUGUAGACUGGGAUAAUUUAAGCAGGUGUAUAAUAAAACAAAAAGAGGGUAUUGAAAUAACAUCAAAAGCUUCUCUUAACAACAUGCCGCCACCAAAAAGUUAUUCCUCGGAGACUGGAAAAUUAAAACCUACUUUAGGAGACAAUUCUACUCAGCAAAAAAGAAGACCUGAAACAAUUAUCGAUGAUGAUUUAGAAGUGAAAAGAAAACGCAAGAGAGAUUCUGACUGA